Messenger RNA from Sporothrix brasiliensis 5110, 1137 nucleotides. RefSeq names its product 3-isopropylmalate dehydrogenase. The transcript has a single exon. Gene Ontology annotation, biological process: L-leucine biosynthetic process. The record is from RefSeq and is a predicted model, not a curated record. Gene Ontology annotation, cellular component: cytosol. Gene Ontology annotation, molecular function: magnesium ion binding; 3-isopropylmalate dehydrogenase activity; NAD binding. Lineage: Eukaryota; Fungi; Ascomycota; Sordariomycetes; Ophiostomatales; Ophiostomataceae. Bases 1 to 1137 code for a protein of 378 amino acids.
AUGUCCCAGACGUACAAGCUGCUCGUCCUACCUGGCGACCAUGUCGGCCCCGAAGUCGUCGCCGAGGCCCUCAAGGUCCUCGAUGUCGUCGAGGCCAGCCGGCCCGGCCUGAAAUUCGAGCGCGAUUUUGACCUGGCCGGCGGCGCCAGCAUCGACAAACACGGCGUGCCCAUCACCGAAGCCGUGCUCGCCAAGGCCGAGGCCAGCGAUGCCGUCCUGUUUGGCAGCAUUGGUGGCCCCGAGUGGGCGGGUGCCGUGCCCACACCCGAGUCGGGCUUGCUGGCCCUGCGCCGUCGCCUCGACGCCUUUGCCAACAUCCGCCCCUGCGCCUUUUACGCGCCGUCCCUCGUCAAGCAGUCGCCCAUCAAGGAGCAUCUGGUCAAGGGCACGCACUUUGUCGUCGUGCGCGAGAACUGCGGCGGCGCGUAUUUCGGCGACAAGCGCGAGGACGCCGACGUCGCGUCCGACCUGUGGGAGUACAAGACACCCGAGAUUGAGCGCCUGGCGCACGUCAGCGCGGCCGUCGCCCGUCUCAUGGGCCGUCCCGAGGACCGGUCCAAGGCCGCCAAGGUCUGGAGUGCCGACAAGUACAAUGUCCUGGCCAACAGCCGGCUGUGGCGCACCGUAACGCAGCGGGUGCUCGACGCCCCCGCGUACGCCGACAUUGACCUGCAGCACCAGCUGGCCGACAGCAUGGCCAUGCUGAUGGUGGCGCAGCCGACGCGCUUCAACGGCGUCAUCCACACCGAUAACACCUUUGGCGACAUUCUGUCCGACAUUGCGGGCGGCAUCACCGGUACCCUGGGUGUCCUGCCCAGCGCCAGCAUCUCGGCCGUCCCCGGUGGCGACGGCCGCUGCAACGGGAUCUACGAGCCCGUCCACGGCAGUGCGCCCGACAUCUCCGGCAAGGGCCUGGUCAACCCCGUGGCCCAGAUUCUCAGCGUCGCCAUGAUGCUGCGGUACUCGUUCCUUCUGGCGGCCGAGGCUGACGCCAUCGAAAAGGCCGUGUCGAUCGUGUUGGAGGAAAAGGCUGCCGGCGGGCUGGAGAUUCGGACGGCCGACCUGGGCGGCAAGGCGACAACGCGCGAUGUCGGUGAGGCUGUAUGCUCGGAGCUGAAGAAGCUGCUAUCGAAGUAG